Hymenoscyphus albidus is the source of this 1893-nucleotide messenger RNA. The record is from the annotation of a GenBank genome assembly. Lineage: Eukaryota; Fungi; Ascomycota; Leotiomycetes; Helotiales; Helotiaceae.
AUAAAAGAUGAGAUUUUAUUGCACCAAUGAAUAUUGUUCUGUUAUCCUCCUUUCAGAUACAUUUAACGGCUAGUAAAUGUAUACUUCGGCUGUCUAUUGUAUCUUUUUCUCGGCAUCAUACGUGAUUUGCUCUUCACCAUGUAGUCAGCAUGGUGGCUGAAUUCCACUCCAGCAUGAAGGAAUAUUUUCUGCACAAGACAUUGUUCACAGGGCUCUUUUUCUAUCAGAUCUCGACGCCUGUUCUACCACAAAUCUAUUCUUUACUGUUGCCAUAGCUAGAGCUGUGGACUUGCGGUAUGUCUGAGCUCGGCAUUGCUGGAAGUGCGGUAGGGAUCGUCUCUUUGGGUAUGCAAGUCUGCGAUGGGCUUAUAAAAUACUAUGGUUCCUGGAAGGAUGCACCAACCGAGGUGCUACGGAUGUGCCAGUCAGUGAAAAGUCUGGAAGAAAGUUUGAACGUUCUAAAGCUUAGUAUCAGAGAAGAGGGAGUAGCUACACAGGCUGAGGCUGGAAUACGGGAAGGUAUCAUCGGCUGUAAGGCUGGCAUUGAUAAGCUACAACAGGAGUUGAAUAAGGUCCAGGAGAUCCAAGGGUCAAGUGUUUGGUCCAAGAUACACGGACAAGGACGCCGACUUCUUUAUCCUUUCCGAGAGAGCACGCUGUUGAAGUUGAUGGGGAUUAUUGCCGAUAUAUGCGAGAACUUGAAUUUGGCUGUUGAAUUACUUCACCUGUAAGUCACUUUGGCAAAUCUGCUCAAUUGGUUGGUAGUGGCAUUGACAAGUCCUAGCAAUCUCACGACGGAACACGGCGCGCAGUUGGAGCAUCUCUCGGACCAAUUUCAUAGCUUGGGGCUUUCUAUCAAAGCUCAUCAUAAUGGUAGGUGUGUUCCGUAAAUCGAGUAGUUCAUACUAAAAAGAGUAAGAUCAAGAAAGCCAAUCUAUCAUCAAGUGGUUGUCCAAAAUGGAUUUCUGUCAUCACCUAACGUUCGAUUACUGUGCACCUCGCGGCAUCUCGGCGAUAUUGAAGACUUGUUCAAAGGCGCUCCGCAUCUAGAAAUUAGAGCAAGCGAUGAAGACAUUACGAAAUACCUGGACGUACACAUACAACAAGUACCCAAAGUCGUCAGGUUUUGUUGUAAAUCGGAAGACCUCAAAACGCGUAUCGUUGAGAAAUUGGUUGAAAAAGCAAACGGGAUGUUGGUUUUAGCCUAUCUCCCCAAAUGAGGUUCUUAUUGACUUGAUUAGGUUUCUUCUCGCUGAACUACACCUGGAGUCACUCAAGAGCAAGACAGAUAUCAAGAGCCUUCGGAAAUCCUUGGAUAUUUUGCCAGAGGCACGUGACGAUGUCUACAAGGAGGCGAUGAAAAGAAUCCAGCGACAACCCGAGGAUGAAGCAAGGCUGGCAAUCAUGGUCUUAUCAUGGAUCACGCAUGUAAUUAGACCACUGAAAAUGGGUGAGAUCCAGCACGCUGUUGCUGUCACCAAUUUCGAACCCGAGGAUACUACGAUUGAUGAAGAAGGUCUCGCCGAUGAGUCUGACAUCACAACUGCGUGUGGAGGAUUGGUGGUUAUCGAUCAAGAUAGUAGAAAUGUUCGUCUUGUUCAUUACACCACCCAGGAAUAUUUCGAAAAACAUCGUAGCAAGCUAUUUCCAAUGGCUCAUACCGACAUCGCGAUUGCCUCCAUUCGGUAUCUAUCAAUGGAUCAAUUCAGAAACGGUGCCUGUCAAACGCAGCGAGAAUUUGAAUCAUGGCUUCCUGAUUUUGCUCUCAUUCAAUAUGCUGUAAGGCAUUGGGAUGAUCAUGUUACCAAUGCCCAGAAUGCCGCGGUAGAGGAAUAUGCCUUCGAGUUUCUUAAUGACGGGACUCUUAACAUCUGCUGCUGCGCAAAUUGCUGA